This is a messenger RNA of Panicum hallii, 2196 nucleotides long. RefSeq names its product protein HAPLESS 2-A. The transcript has 18 exons. The record is from RefSeq and is a predicted model, not a curated record. Lineage: Eukaryota; Viridiplantae; Streptophyta; Magnoliopsida; Poales; Poaceae. The coding region runs from base 1 to 2196 and encodes 731 amino acids.
AUGCCUCCUCCCCGCGCCGUCCUGCCCGCGCUCCUCCUCGCCGCGCUCCUCGCCUCCGCCGGCGUCGCGGGCGGCACGGAGGUCCUCGCCAAGUCCCGGCUCGAGCUCUGCGAGCGCGACUCCGGCGAGGGGGGCCGCAUCUCCUGCGCCCAGAAGCUGGUCCUCGACCUCGCCGUCCCCUCCGGCUCCAGCGGCGGGGAGGCGUCGCUGGUGACCAAGGUGGUGGACGUGGUGAACGGCACGGAGCCGUCGCGGAGCCUGCGGGAUCCCCCCGUCAUCACCAUCAGCAAGAGCGCCGUCGCCGCGGUCUACGACCUCAUCUACAUGAUGGAUGUUGCUUACAAACCUGAGGAACACUAUGUGGAGACGCGCAAAUGCGAACCAGAUGCUGGUGCUGACGUUGUUGGAUAUUGUGAAAGGUUGUGGAAUGCGGACGGUACUGUAGUUCCGCACACAGAGCCUGUUUGCUGUCCCUGUGGGCCUAAUCGACGUGCACCAUCAUCUUGUGGAAACAUUUUUGACAAAAUAGUCAAAGGAAAACGCAAUACAGCUCACUGUCUACGAUUUUCAUCUGACUGGUUCCAUGUUUGGGGCAUAAGAGAAAAAUCACUUGGAUUCAGCAUCAAAGUUCAAGUGAAGAAAGGAUCUUCUAUAUCGGAGGUUGUUGUUGGACCAGAAAAUAGAACUGUCGUUUCUAAUGAUAACUUUCUCAAAGUAAAUCUUGUUGGUGACUAUGCUACUUAUAAUAGUAUGCCAACAUUUGAGAACAUGUAUCUAGCGACUCCACGGAAGGGUGCUGGAAGUGGUCAGCCGCAAGACCUUGGCGAUGAACAUUCCAAGUGGAUGCUGCUGGAGAGAGUUCGUUUUGGUCCUGGAUGCAACAAGAUAGGUGUUGGUUAUGAGGCUUUCCAAUACCAGUCUAGUUUCUGUUCAUCAUCACUUUCAAGCUGCUUGAACGAUCAGCUUUGGAACUUUUGGGAGAGUGACAAAAGUCGGAUAGACAGGAAUCUAGUGCCCGAACAUAUUGUGGAGGGAAGGUUUCAAAGGAUCAAUGAACAUCAAAAUGCAGGUGCUCAUACUUUUUCUGUGGGAGUCACAGAAGCCAUUGCUUCUAAUUUACUGCUAGAGCUGAGUGCUGAUGAUAUACAAUACUUCUAUCAGAGGAGUCCAGGCAAGAUAAUGGACAUUAGCGUGUCAACAUUUGAAGCCUUGAGUCAAGUUGGUGUUGCAAAGAUCAAUACUAAGAAUAUUGGCGAACUGGAAGCUUCUUAUAGAUUGACAUUCAACUGCGUACCUGGCAUUGGUAACUUGGAGGAGCAGUACUAUGUCAUGAAACCUGGCGAAGAGAUCAUCCGAUCAUUUGACUUGCGUUCAUCAACAGAGCAAGGAGAAAAAUAUCGAUGUGAAGCUAUUCUGAAGGCGUCAGAUUUUAGUGAAGUUGACAGAGUAGAAUGUCAAUUCACUACUACAGCUACAGUUUUCAAUAAUGGAUCACAGAUUGGUCCGACGGAUGAGCCCAAGAAGGCCAGCUUGGGUUUCUUCGACACCAUCAAAGCUUUCUGGCGCAACCUCUGGGAUUUCGUGACCAACUUCAUUACCGGCAAAUCCUGCAGCUGGAACAAGUGCUCGAGCCUCUUCGACAUCACCUGCCAUUUCCAGUACAUAUGCAUCGGCUGGAUCGUCAUGAUCUUCCUGGUGCUCGCUACGAUACCCAUAGGCGCAAUAGUCCUGUGGCUUCUGCAUCAGAACGGCUUCUUCGACCCGGUGUACGACCUGUUUGGGGCGGAGACGUACGAGUACGACCGCGCGCGCCCUAGGCACAGGAAAGGCGGCCAUCAUCAUCACCACCACCACCACCACCGGCGGCACUCGCACCACCACGGCGACCACCACCAUUCCCACAGGCGGCACCACCACGCGCACCAGAGCAGCGAGCCCAGCCACCACCACGUCCUGCACAGGCACGGCGGCGAGCAGUGGGAGGCGGCGGCGGCAGAAGCCCACCGGCCGCACUGGCACGACCCGGCGCUCGGCGUGCAGCACUGGGCCGGCGGUGCUGGGCACAAGCACCGGCACGGCAAGGCGGCGGCCGCGGCCGCGCUGCAUCUGGAGGACGCCGCGGAGUUCAGGGAGUGGAGGCGGGACGAGGCCAGGCACGCCCAGCACGGGCUGCAAGGCCACGACCGCCGCCGCUGA